AUGGCCGAUCAGCAAGAGCCCAUCUUCACGCCAGCCAGCGGCUAUGAGUCGUUUAUUUACAUUUACAACAAAACCAAAGUCGAUUUUGCACUUGACCGGUCGAAAGCCAUUUUAGGUUCUUGGGCCAAGGGAUGCCCUCCAAACACAAUCAAAGCCGGAGCUGAAGCUUUGAUUCAACUUAACGACAGCUUUGGAUUCUCGGGCAGCCAGGGAGAGGUCGUGUACGAGCUGUACCACCCUUCUGAUCCUGACAAUGCCCUCUCAUUCAAAGUAGAAUUCUGUGAUCCUUAUGGCAGGUGGAACGACAACUAUCUGCGGACGAAGUCGAGCAAUCCCAAGUUGGUAUCUUGCCAAGUGCUGGACUACAACCUCACCGGCCACCCCUUUACAGGCCAUGUUGAGGUCUACUUGGCCGAGAAUUCGGCAAACGAAAUGUUUGAUGACGCCAACUCAUCCGACGAGACCAACAGUGACGUUCACGCAGCCUUCGAAAUUGGAUUCAAUGGCCCACUUGGCAUCAAGAUUCGAGACCCAGUUCAUGAAGACAUUGCCAUCGCCGCCUUCAUCGCAUCCAGGAUGCGCUUUCCUAAGGGAACCGAGUACAACAAUCUCGACGCCACCCAAUGGGAGUACAUGCGUGGUCUCCUUUGGAGCGAUGACCCACUAUGUCUGUUAUUCGAAGACUCUGGAGAGAGCAACAGCGAGCUAGCACUGGGUGAAAAGUUUCUAGGAGACUUCUACGCCGGCUCUCCUAGCAGUCUCACGCAGAGGAGCCACUUUGGAGACUUGCAAUUCUUCCACGCAAUGGCCGCCCAGUCGAAUGAAGAUCCGCACGACACCAAGGCAAACAUGCUUUCUUGGUUGGAAAUCAUCUACAAGCUCGCGAUCGGUGUUCAGGAUGUGAAGGAGACUGACAGCCUUGCUGGCCGAUUCCCGACCCGUUUCUCCAGUUACUCUGAUCCCUCUGGAGACGCAAGCCUGAGGCAGCUGUUCUUGGGCAGAACGCCUUCUUACCGGAAGGCAAACAUCUCCAAGCGUGCCUUUGGUCACUGUCUACACAUGGUUCAAGAUUCGUAUGCGGUGGGGCACACACUGCGUCGCCUGUCUAACCCAGGAGAUCUGGAUGGCAAAGAUAGCGAAGGUGAGAUCCCUAUGAGCCACAUCCCGACAUCUCGCGCUGACUUGCCCGUCCCAGGCUUCUUCAGGUUCAAGCCCGGCAAGUUUGCCAGACUAGGGCCUAUCAUCACCUUCCACACCUAUUCUGGCCAAUCCAAGCGUCAUGCGCACUAUGAUGAGUCUAAGCAACCCCGAAGCCCCAGGGACCUCGACUCCUUCAACCACAUCAUUGGCGCCCGAGACGCCAUCGACAAGUCCAUCAAGAUGAUCAACUUUUAUGCGCUAAAGACGAAGUGGGAGAAUGGAGUCCGCGACUUCUUUGCCAACGAAGUAUUUGUGCUGGACUCGAAUGCCACACUCAGCAACCCUCAAGUCGAUGAGAGGUUCGGAUCGCCAGAUACGAGCAGUCAGUCGACUUUGGAGGCUGACAGGGCGGCUGAUGAAGAGUAUCAGAUGGGUGCUUGGGUCAACUCUCACACCGAUGCAUGA
This is a messenger RNA of Colletotrichum costaricense, 1605 nucleotides long. RefSeq lists its product as uncharacterized. The record is from RefSeq and is a predicted model, not a curated record. NCBI's taxonomy places the organism in Eukaryota, Fungi, Ascomycota, Sordariomycetes, Glomerellales, Glomerellaceae. The transcript has 4 exons. The coding region runs from base 1 to 1605 and encodes 534 amino acids.